Microbotryum saponariae is the source of this 2000-nucleotide messenger RNA. NCBI's taxonomy places the organism in Eukaryota, Fungi, Basidiomycota, Microbotryomycetes, Microbotryales, Microbotryaceae. The record is from the annotation of a GenBank genome assembly.
AUGCGCAUCACCAUCACCUCCGAAGCAGGAGAUCACUUCAUCAACCUCGACGUCGACCCCUCGAUGGAGGUCGAGAAUGUAAAGGCAUUGUUGGAAGCCGAGGUGAGUACGCGCUCGGUUGUUCGAAGAUCGCAGGACCAGAAGCUGUGGACGGUGUUGUUGGGUGUUGGACUCCCGCUUUCCCCCCGCCCGUCCCCCCACAUGGAGGGCGCUUCGUCAUCGCUCGAUCCGAGACUCUGACGGAGGCGCUGACCAGCUCUCCUACAAUCAUCGGAAUCCAGUCCAACGUUCCCACAGCAGACCAACUUCUUUUCUUCUCCGGUCGACAACUCUUGGGGGACAAGGACUCUUUGGCGGUGAGUCAACCUCCUGAUCCAACUUGGGACCGCUUGCGAGAGUCGAGACUCACGGCAUUCGAUUUUGAGCGGGGGCGCACAGAGCUACGACAUCAAAGAGGACGACAUGCUUCUCUUGAGGAGAAAGAGCAACGAACCUGCCGCUGCACCUUCGGUCGCGGGGCGUAAUGUCGAGACCGAUGCCGAGACGAUGCGCCAGCAACUCAUCGGGAACCCUCAAUUGCUGUCGCAGUUGCAGAGGGUGAGUUGCUCGCGAGCUUCGCGGUCAUCACCUCAAACUUGCAAAGUAAACCGUAUCUCGCGUGUCGUGCAUCACAGACGCAACCCGAAUUCGCCGACGCAGCGCUCAACAACCCCGACCGAUUCCGCGACAUGCUCUCAAGGUUUUCGGCGAUGCAACAAUCCGCGCAACUGACCCAACAGCACGAGGCCGACUUGCUCAGUAGCGAUCCUUACAACGUCGAGGCGCAACGCAAGAUCGAGGAGGCGAUUCGGCAAGAGGCAGUGUUGGAGAACAUGGAAACGGCUUGGGAGAAUAUGCCCGAAGCGUUGAGUCCAGAGCUGAUGCGCGUGAGCCUGACGUGAGCGAAGAGCUUGCUCAUCCUUUGGGUUCUCGCACUAGUUUCGGGCAGGUACAUAUGCUUUACGUCAAUGUCGAGGUCAACGGGCACUCGGUCAAGGCAUUCGUCGAUUCUGGAGCCCAAGCCACGAUCAGUCAGUGGAGCCCUCGGUCGAAGGCUGCCACCGCAGCAGACACUGACGAAUUUACCCAAUACCUUUGCAGUGUCGCCCGAUUGUGCCGAACGAUGUGGUAUCAUGCGCUUGCUCGACACUCGUUUCGCUGGCAUGGCUCGAGGUGUGGGAACGGCCAAGAUCUUGGGACGAGUACACAGCGCUCAACUCAAGAUGGGCCAAGACCUCUUCCUCCAAUGCAGUUUCACAAUCUUAGAGGUGCGUGUGGUGUUGAGGGGCUAUCAUGUCCCUUGGAUGCGCUGUGGAAAAAGCGGUUGACCAUUUCUACCUGUGCUUGGCUCCGCACAGGGCAAGGACGUUGACUUGUUGUUUGGGCUGGACAUGCUGAAGCGACACCAGGCGUGCAUCGACUUGCAGAAGGAUGCGCUCGUUAUCCAAGGGAGGGAGAUCAGGUUCUUGUCCGAGCACGAACUGCCGAAUGGCUUCGAAAAUGGGCCGAUGGGGGAUGAGCCAGCUGGGUGAGCGGAUGGUUCCUGGUCAAAGUCGAAUUGAGUUGAAACAACUGCCUAACAAGAGUAUGUCAGCGCCCACAGAACAUCGCAAUCAUUGUCCACGCCAGCAGUCGGCUCAGGCCUCGGUUCAGCAUCAGCACCAACGGCGUCGACUUCCUCCUUCCCGGGAUCGGGCCAAGCCUUGGGAGCGCCUCCGAACCGAGCCGCCCCGUUGACAGGGCCGUCCUCCUCCUCCUCCUCCUCAUUCGUCCCCUCCUCCGGCCCCACAUCAACCUCGACCUCGACGACGACACCACAGCCCCCUUCCAAACAUUUCGAAGACAAGAUCUCUAACCUUGUUGCUUUGGGCGUUUCGAGACCCGAGGCGAUCAAAUUGCUCGAUUUGACGAAUGGCCACGUCGAACAAGCUGCUGGGCUGCUCUUUUCGGGCGAUUUCUGA